Amaranthus tricolor (Joseph's coat) is the source of this 12613-nucleotide messenger RNA. RefSeq lists its product as uncharacterized. The transcript has 15 exons. NCBI's taxonomy places the organism in Eukaryota, Viridiplantae, Streptophyta, Magnoliopsida, Caryophyllales, Amaranthaceae. Gene Ontology annotation, cellular component: nucleus. The record is from RefSeq and is a predicted model, not a curated record. Bases 146 to 11521 code for a protein of 3791 amino acids. Gene Ontology annotation, biological process: phosphorylation; nuclear-transcribed mRNA catabolic process, nonsense-mediated decay. Gene Ontology annotation, molecular function: protein serine/threonine kinase activity; protein binding.
AAAAAAAAAAAAAAAAACCGUCACCGGUAUCUUUAAACCUUCUCCCAAUCGACUCAAAAUCUCACUAACAAUGGCGGUCCUAAUCCCAUACCAUCGGAGAGAAACCUCAACCUAAACAUAGAAAUGCGAAAACUUGACAAAGAAGAUGCAAGGACUUCAUCAUCAACAGCAACAAAUUGCGGCGCUUCUUUCCGUCGCCCUCGCCAAAGACGACGCUUCCUCUGCCACCUCUUCCGUCGCAACUUCUUCUACAACUGUAUUAUCAUCAUCAUCCUCUUCUUCUGUUAGGCAAGAUUCUGACGAGUCGGCUCGACUCAGCGCCAUCAACUCGCUCCAUCGACUCAUUCUCUACCCUCCCAAUUCAGUCCUUGUUUCUCACUCGGCUUCCUUUCUCUUUCAAGGCUUUUCUCAGCUUCUUACUGAUAAAUCAUACUCAGUCCGUCGAUCUGCAGCCACGACAUAUGGAGCGCUUUGUUCUAUAUUGUGUUUAAUGCAAUUAGGAUCUAGUGGCAGACAGAACCAUGUCGUGGGCACUUUGGUUGACCGCUUUUUUAAUUGGGCUUUGCCAUUGUCGAGUAAUGUUGCUGCUAAUGAUGGGUCAGUGGAGCUAGCUCUGGAAAGUUUACGAGAGUUCCUCUGUGUUGGUGAUGUGGGGGCAACAGAACGUUAUGCUUUUUCAAUACUUAAAGGAUGCCAAGGACUGCUUGAGGAUGAGAUGACCUCCUUGAACUUGCUGCAUCAGCUUUUGGGUGUUUUAUCUGUGAUAGCCUUGAAGUUUUUUAGAUAUUUCCAGCCCCAUUUUGCCGAUAUUGUUGACCUGCUUCUCGGAUGGGCUAUGCUUCCUGAUCUUGGUGAAUCUGAUAGACAAGUUAUUAUGGGCAGCUUUUUGCAGUUUCAAAAAUAUUGGGUGGUUAACUUGCAAUUUCCUUUGGGUUUGUUAUCCAAAUUCUUAGGUGAUAUGGAUACGUUACUUCAAGAAGGAAGUCCUGGAACUCAACAACAGUUUCGCAGACUGCUUGCUUUGUUUUCUUGUUUCUCUACUGUACUCAAAUCCACGGCUUCUGGGUUACUAGAAUUGAAUUUUCUUGAACAGAUAGUAGAUCCCCUUAGUAAAAUGAUUCCCCGGUUGCUGGGUUGCUUGUCCUUGAUGGGCAAAAAAUUUCAGUGGUCAAAGUGGAUUGAGGAUUCUUGGAGGUGUUUGACUCUCUUGGCUGAAAUAUUAGGUGAAAAGUUUUCCAUCUUUUAUCCUCUUGCUCUUGAUGUAUUGUUUUUGAGUCUGGACGUGGAUGAUGGAAUUAAACCUGAAGGAGGUGGGAUAAUAACGUCCUUUCAGAUUCACGGGGUUCUAAAAACUAAUCUUCAGCUUUUAUCUUUGCAAAAGCUGGGGCUUUUGCCCUCUUCUGUUAAUAAGAUUUUGCAAUGGAAUACUCCAAUAUCUCAGCUGCGUUUGCAUCCUAAUCACUUGGUGACAGCUAGUGCUGCUGCUACUUAUGUUUUCUUGCUUCAACAUGGGAAUGGUGAAGUUGUUGAGCAUGCAAUUAAUUCGUUGUUUGAAGAGUUAACUUUAUUGAUUGACAUGGUAGAAAAAUUUCUUGUGAGUAAAGAUGUAGAUAUUAACCAUCUCAGUUACAAUUCUUAUUCAAAGAUGGAAUUAUUUUCUUUGAUUAGGUUUGACUUGAAAGUCUUAUUAAGCUGUAUUUGCUUAGACAAGACAGAUAAUUUGGUUACACAACCUGACAUGGCUGAUUUGUUGCGUAAAAGAUCCGAACGUCUGGCAUCAUUCAUCAUCACAAAGCUGUAUCCUUUCCAGUUGUCUGUUAGAAGCUGUGUAGAGUUGAAAGUGGUCAUUCUGGAGACAUUAGGUAGAAUUUCUUCAGUUGAGCUGCUGAGUAAGUACACUAUUGAGUUUUCCAACAAAGAUUAUGUUGCGAAGACAAAGGAGGUUAUCAUGGAUCGUAAUUUCAUUGUUGAACAUUUAAGCAAAUAUACUAGCAUCCUUGUGAAAGCUCUUGAAGUUAAUUCUCCUCUUUCUUCUAAGAUUAAAGCCCUUGAGUGGAUUCAUAAAUUGUGUGAGGAUGCAAUUAGAAUAUAUGAAACUUCAAAUAUAAACAUGAAUCUUUAUGAAGAUGCUGGAAAUGCUUCUGUUGUCUUGACUCUGGUCUCAUCUGUACUGGGUGCUUCGUUCGAUAGAGAAGCAAAAGUGAGGCUGCAAAUGGCAACUGUAUUUGACUUACUUUUACGAGCUAAAUUAGUUCAUCCUAAACAUUUCUACCAGACAGCAGAACUGGUCCUUGAGAAGCUUGGUGAUCCAGAUACUACUGUAAGAAGUGCUUUUGUGAAGCGCCUUUGCCUUUUUUUCCCUGUUGCUGUCUAUCUCUGUGGUUUGUUGGAUUGUGGAACAGUUGCAACAGGCAGUUUAAAUUACCGAAAGACAGGAACUGGAACUGACUUGCCCUGGAGACAUGUUUUUGCCCUCAAGCAGCUACCACAGCGCCUGCAACCACAACAACUUGUUUCCAUUUUGAGCUACAUCUCGCAGCGAUGGAAAGUACCUCUUUCUUCUUGGAUUCAACGCCUUAUUCAACAGUGUAGCUGUGCAAAGGAAUUGACUCAAAGUCAGUUAGAGGAAACAGGAAAUUCCAGUGGUAACAGUUUAUGGCAGGACAUAAAAUUUGAGGUUGAUGUUUUUGAAAGAAUUACUUCAGUGAACAACUUAGCUGGUGUCUGGUGGGCUAUACAUGAAGCUGCUAGAUAUUGCACAGCCACUCGUCUUCGAACUAACCUUGGUGGACCAACUCAAACUUUUGCAGCUCUGGAGAGAAUGCUUCUGGAUGUGGCCCAUAUGCUUCGAAUUGAAAGUGAGCAAAAUGAUGGUUUAAGCAUAUUAGGUUCUAGUGGUGCCCACUUACUGCCUAUGCGGUUACUACUAGAUUUUGUUGAGGCUUUGAAGAAAAAUGUAUAUAAUGCUUAUGAAGGUUCUUCUGUGUUACCUUUGGCUUCUCGUCAGAGUUCCUUGUUUUUUCGAGCAAAUAAAAAAGUUUGUGAGGAGUGGUUUUCUCGCAUAUGUGAACCAAUGAUGAAUGCUGGGUUGGCAUUGCAGUGCCAUGAUGCUAUUAUCCAAUAUUGUUCUCUACGGUUGCAGGAGCUCAAAAAUUCUGUGGUUUCUUCUUUCAGGGGAAAAUCUCGAAAUCAGGUGACUGAGAACCCACACGAAUUAAGGGAAAGAUUGAUUGGGGAUACUAUGCGAACUGUACAGCAGAUGGCUUUGGCUCUGUCUAAGAAACAUGAGUCGGCAGCUUUGAUUGGCUUGCAGAAGUGGGUGUAUCUUAGUUUUUCUUCAUUGUUUGACGAAAGCAAACAGGUUGGUAAUAGCUAUCAUAUUUCUGGACCUUUUUCAUGGAUCACUGGUUUGGUACAUCAAGCAGAAGGGGAAUAUGAAAAAGCUGCUGCUGUCUUUACUCAUUUGCUACAGACUGAGGAAUUCCUUAGUUCUAUGGGAGCUGAUGGAAUACAAUUCAUAAUUGGGCGGGUGAUUGAGAGCUACUGUGCUAUUUCAGAUUGGCAUUCACUUGAUUCUUGGUUAAUGGAGCUACAAUCUUUACGAGCAAAGCAUGCCGGAAAAAGUUACUCAGGUGCUUUAACUACUGCUGCAAAUGAAAUGAAUGCAAUACAUGCAUUGGCUCAUUUUGAUGAGGGUGACAUUGGGGCAGCAUGGGCAUCCCUAGAUUUAACACCCAAAAGUAGCUGUGAACUUACACUUGAUCCCAAAUUUGCAUUGCAAAGGAGUGAGCAGAUGCUUUUGCAGGCAUUGCUUUAUAGAACUGCAGAUAAGUUGGAUAUGGUGACUGAUGAGAUGCAGAAGGCCAAAUUAAUGCUAGAUGAAGUUUUAACUGUAUUCCCACUUGAUGGAUUUCCAGAGACAGCACAAUAUGCCAUGCAUUUGCACUGCAUAUAUGCAAUAGAAGAGGAUGUCAAGUUUGGUAAAAUACAGGAAAAACCAAAAAAUUCUGAAUCGAUAUUGAAUUCUCUUUGCCAGGCAGUUUUUCUGCCUAUGAGUGUAGUUCACCAAGAUUGUAGCUUGUGGCUGAAGCUUCUCAGGGUUUACAAAACGAUCCUGCCUUCUUCGUCUGUUACCUUGCAACUGUGCAAGAACUUAAUGUCCUUAGCUCGCAAACAAGGAAAUUUGGGGUUGGCGAAUCAUCUUAAAAGGUAUCUCAGGGACCGAGUUGAUAACUGUUUGGAGGCAAGUAACCACCUGUUUCUAUCAUCAAGUUUGAAGUAUGAGGAAAUUCUGCUGAUGUAUGCUGAAAAAAAAUUUACGGAUGCAUUUGUGAAUAUAUGGUCAUAUGUUAAGUCUGACUUUAUUUCUUUAGAAACUUUAAAUUCUGCUGCAGAUGAUAGUCCAUUGAAGGCUAAGGCAUGUUUGAAAUUUUCAAAUUGGUUGAGGCAGGAUUAUCCUGAUUUUAGUGUAGAAAGUGUUGUUCUGGGUAUUCUUUCUGAAUUAAGCCAUUUUGUUGAUAGAAACGACUCCUUGGCAGAAGAAACGAUCAAACCACGCAUACAACUAGUUAUACAGGAAAUUUCUGGUGCAGCCACAAAAUUGUCAACACAACUUUGCCCAACUUUAGGGAAGUCUUGGAUUUCAUAUGCAUCUUGGUGUUUUUCACAAGCUAAAGACAAUCUUUGCCCAUCCCGGGGGACUGUCGUCCAUUCAUACUCUUUUUCUCCUCUUCUUGGUCAAGAUUUGGCUCCAAAUAUGUUUGGUUUGACAGAGGAUGAGAUAUCAAAAGUUGAAUCUCUAGUUUCAGAGCUUUUUUGCAAAAAGAAUUCAAGUGAAGAGAAAGAAAGAUAUUUUUCAAAUGAUGUCAAUAAUCUGAAUCAAUCAACAUCUUUGGUGCCAAAAAUAGUGAACAUAAUUGAAGCUGCAGCAGGAGCACCUGGUGUGGAAUAUUUUGGUGCUGAAUCUCUGUCAGAUGCUCUGUCUUCUCAGCUUCGGAUGACCUUUCUUGAUCACAAUAUUCACAUGGAAGAAAAACCUGUAUCAAUUUCUUUUAAUGCUUUGAUUGAUAUCUGGUGGUCUUUGAGGAAGAGAAGAGUUUCUCUAUUUGGACACGCUGCUCAUGGUUUUAUACAGUACCUAUCAUACUCGUCUUCAAGACUUGGUGCUUUUGCUUCCAUUGACCGUGAUUGUGGAUCCUUUAGCAAGAAAACUGGAAGUUUGAUCCUGAGGUCUACUUUGCACAUACUACACAUUAUGCUUAAUUUUGGUUUGGAGUUGCAGGAUACACUUGAACCUUCGCUUUCUGUAGUUCCAUUGUUGCCAUGGCAGGAAAUUACACCCCAACUCUUCUCUCGGCUAUGCUCUCAUCCAGAAGCCAAAACCAGGAAGCAGUUGGAAUCAUUGGUAAUGAGGCUGGCAAAGUCGUCCCCUUGGUCAGUAGUGUAUCCUACUCUUGUUGAUGUUAAUGCUUCUGAUGAAGAGCCUCCUGAAGAGCUUCAACGUAUUCUGGAUUGCUUGGUAAUAACAACUUACUAUGUAAUUUUGCAGCUUUGGGUUUUUUUCCUUCGUUUGAAAAUAUCACAUACGAAGCUUUAUCCGAGGCUGGUACAAGAUGUUAAACUUAUGAUAAAUGAACUGGGAAAUGUAACUGUUCUUUGGGAGGAACUAUGGCUUAGCACUCUCCAAGAUCUUCAUGGAGAUGUGUUUAGGCGGAUAAACUUGCUGAAAGAGGAAGCUGCAAGGAUAUCAGAAAAUAGUACUCUUACACACAGUGAGAAGAUCAAAAUUAAUGCUGCAAAAUAUUCUGCAAUGAUGGCCCCAAUUGUUGUGGCCCUGGAGCGUCGUCUUGCUCUAAUUUCUAGGAAAUCUGAGACGCCUCAUGAGAAAUGGUUCCAAGAUGAGUACAAAGAGCCAAUAAAGUCUGCCAUUUCAGCAUUUAAAACUCCCCCAUCAUCCUCUUCAGCACUUGGUGAUGUCUGGCGACCAUUCGAUAGUAUCGCUUCGUCCUUAGCAUCUUAUCAAAGAAAGUCGGCAGUUUCUUUGCAAGAAGUUGCACCACAACUGGCUUCUUUGUCAUCUUUUGAUAUCCCCAUGCCUGGGUUUGAGAAGCAAGUAAUGCUGUCUGAAUCGGACAGAGACUUGAGUAACACUUCCCUGGGCAUUGUGACAGUUGCUUCAUUCUCUGAACAAGUAGCUAUCUUGUCAACUAAGACCAAACCUAAGAAACUUGUUAUUUUAGGCUCUGAUGGUGGAAAUUAUACAUAUCUCUUAAAGGGAAGAGAGGAUUUACGACUUGAUGCUCGAAUCAUGCAACUUUUGCAAGCUAUUAACAACUUUCUUCAUUCAUAUACUGAAACUAGAAGACAAUCUGUUGGUAUUCGUUAUUAUUCCGUGACACCAAUAAGUGGCCGGGCUGGUCUCAUCCAGUGGGUGGAUAAUGUCAUAAGCAUUUACAGUAUUUUUAAAUCUUGGCAACAAAGAGUUCAAAUGGGUCAGCUUUUGGCUACUGGGGGCAGCAAUGUGAAAAAUGCUUCUCCUUCUCCUGUUCCGCGACCGAGUGACAUGUUUUAUGGAAAAAUAAUUCCAGCACUAAAAGAGAAAGGCAUAAAGAGAGUUAUUUCAAGAAGAGAUUGGCCUCAUGAAGUCAAGCUUAAAGUUCUCUUGGAUCUUAUGAAAGAAACCCCCAGGCAGCUUCUACAUCAAGAAAUCUGGUGUGCAAGUGAGAGUUUCAGCGCUUUCAGCUCAAAACUGAAGAGGUAUUCUGGUAGCUUAGCUGCAAUGAGUAUGGUGGGCCACAUCCUUGGUCUUGGGGAUAGACAUUUGGAUAACAUUCUGAUAGAUUUCUUUAGCGGGGAUAUUGUACAUAUUGAUUAUAAUGUGUGCUUUGAUAAAGGACAGAGGUUAAAAGUUCCAGAGAUUGUGCCAUUCCGCCUUACCCAGACACUUGAGACUGCUCUAGGGUUGACAGGAUUGGAAGGAGGUUUCAGAAAAAACUGUGAAGCAGUAAUUAGUAUACUAAGAAGGAACAAAGAUUUGCUUCUCAUGUUAUUGGAGGUCUUUGUGUGGGAUCCACUGGUGGAGUGGACACGUGGGGAUUUUCAUGAUGAUGCUGCCAUUGGUGGUGAGGAAAGAAAGGGAAUGGAAUUGGCAGUUAGCUUGAGUUUAUUUGCUUCUCGUGUGCAAGAGAUGCGUGUUCCCUUACAGGAGCAUUAUGACCAAUUACUUGCAACAGCUCCAGCCGUUGAAUCUUCAUUUGAGAGGUUUUUGAAUAUCUUAAACCAGUACGAGGUUGUCUCGGCUAUAUUUUUCAGUGCUGACCAAGAUAAGUCUACUCGUCUUCAUCACGAAACAUCUGCUAAAUCUCUUGUUGCAGAAGCAACUUCUCACGCGGAGAAAGCUCGUUCCUUUUAUGAACUUCAGGCUCGGGAGUUCACUCAGGCUAAGGCUAUUGUUGCUGAAAAAGUCCAAGAAGCAACUAAUUGGUUAGAGCAACAUGGAAAAUACAUUGAUGCUUUACGGAAUGACACCAUUUCUGAAAUCAAAGCCAGCCUAAAGCGUAGUAGCAUGGAAGAUGGCUUAUCUCUUAUCUCAGCUGUUUCAGUAGCAGGGGUUCCAUUGACUAUUGUUCCUGAACCCACACAAGCACAAUGCCAUGAAAUAGACAGGGAAAUUUCUCAAUCCAUAGCAGAGCUGGAUUUUGGAGUUUCUUGUGCUAUUACAACACUUGAAGCAUAUGCUCUCGCUUUGCGAAGAUUCUUACCCUUGAAUUAUAUUGCUACAAGCCCUGUGCAUACUUGGGCACAAGUCUUGCAACUUUCUGUCAAUACACUUUCUCCUGAUAUCCUUUCCCUGGCUAGAAGGCAGGCUGGUGAGCUUGUUUCAAAAAUACACGGGGAAGGUCGUGAUUUUGUGAGGCAUCGCCGGGAUGAUCUCUGUCUCAAACUAAAUAGGUUUGCUCUAGAGUUAGAGAAACUUGAAGAGGAGUAUGCUGGACUUGUUAACUCUAUUGGCUCGGAAGCAGAAUUGAAGGCUAAGGGUCGUAUCCUUACUGCAUUUCUAAAGUAUAUGAAAUCCAGUGGCUCUGCAAGGAAUGAAGACCUAUAUCCUUCUCUACCACACAUGCAUUUUGUAUCUGAGGGUGAUAAAGAUACCAAAGGAGAAGCUCAUAUGAAAAAGGAGAGGAUGUUGUCUGUUCUAUAUUCAGCCCUAUGUUCUGUUUAUGAUGAUGUCAAGUAUAAGGUACUCAACUUAUUUGACGAGUCAAAUGCUGCGGGAAGUGUGGGCCGUCUACCUCAAUCUUACUUUGGAUUUAUAUUGUGUGAGCUAGAAGAGCAAAUAGAAAAAUGUGUACUGGUUGUUGACUUCAUUAUUGAGCUAAAACAUUCUGUUAUUAAUGAUGCUGCUACCGGUAAUGUAGAAGUUUCUAACAAGAAUUGGGCUUCAACUUUUAAAGGCACAUUGUUGUUUUGUAAAGAGUUUGUUGUACAUCUCAGUGAAGCAAUUUUACCAGAGUUGAUCGAAUCAAUUGUUUCGAUUGAUUCAGAUGUGAUGGAUGCAUUUGGGGCCUUGUCCAAUAUUCGGGGUUCUAUUGAAACUGCAUUGGAGGAGCUUGUUGAGGUUAAAAUGGAGAGGGCAUCACUAGAGGAACUGGAAAGGAGCUACUUUGUGAAGGUUGGUUUCAUCACAGAGCAACAAUUGGCUCUUGAAGAAGCUGCUAUGAAAGGAAGGGAUCAUCUUUCUUGGGAGGAGGCAGAAGAACUUGCUUCUCAAGAAGAAGCUUGUAAGGCACAACUAGACCAACUUCACUACACAUGGAACCAAAAGGAUGUGCGUAGCUCCUCUCUAAUCAAAAGAGAAGCUAAUAUUAGAGAUGGUUUAAUUUCUUCAGAGCACCAUUUUACGUCCCUGCUUAGUCCCAAGGAGGAGAGGGGGGUUCAUGGUUUCAGAAGCAACACACUAUUAUCGUCUAUGGACCGACCUUUCUCCGAAUUAGAGUCUCUAGACAGAGCACUCCUUUCUUAUUGUGAUCCGGUUUCUUGUCAAUGCGAUAUUUCCAAGUUGGCUAAUUUUCUCAAUUCUGGAUGCCAAAUGUCUGAAUACAUUUGGAAAUUCAAAGGAUUGUUGAAUGAUCUAGAUUUCUUUGCUUGGAAAAUUGCAGUUAUGGAUUUUAUCCUUGAUUUGAUCAUUAAUGAUGUCUCUUCAUCUAUUGAUCAGAAUUUGGGUAUGGAUCAGCUUAUUGAUGCCAUCAAAAAAAAGUUGGUGGAACAUCUCCAGGGUGUGAUGAGCGUAUACAUUAAAGAGCGAAUUGCUCCAGCAUUAAUUCAUUGCUUAGAUAAUGAGGCUGAGGGCUUAAAGCAACAGAUGGAAGGGUUUAAAGAGCUUGGUUUUGAGCAAUUGGGGAAGGACGUUAGUGGUGAGAAAAGGGUGAAAUUGAUGCUUGAAGAAUACUGCAAUGCACAUGAAACUGUCAGAGCAGCAAGGUCAGCUGCAUCUCGCCUGAGGAAACAAGUGAAUGAGUUGAAGGAGGCUGCUAAAGGAACUACUUUAGAGAUUAUUCAAAUAGAAUGGAUGAAUGAUAUGACCUUAUAUCCUUCACAUGAUGCAAGGAACAUAGCUCAUAAGUUUCUAGAAAAUGAUGAUAAGAUCUAUCCUCUUGUCCUAGACAUCAACCGACCUAAUUUGUUGGAAAACAUGCAAACUGCUGUCUCUAAGAUAACUAGUUCUAUUGAACGCUUGCAGUCUUGUGAAAAGAGCUCUAUUACAGCUGAGGGGCAACUAGAAAGAGCUAUGAAUUGGGCCUGUGGUGGUUCAAGUUCUAGCAUAACUGGUAAUUCCUCCUACAAGAGUGCUGGCAUUCCUGCAGAGUUUCAUGAUCAUUUAAAGCAGCGAAGAAUGCUGCUGCAGGAUGCUGGAGAAAAGGCUACUGACAUUAUGAGAGUUGCUUUAUCAAUUCUGGAGUUUGAAGCAUCAAGAGACGGAGUUCUUUGUAUUCCAGGUGAAAUCUCCCCUUUCAGAACUGGUGGAGAUGGAAGAGCAUGGCAGCAAGCUUAUUAUAAUGCAUUAACAAGGCUGGAAGUCACUUUCCAUUCUUACUCUCGAGCUGAACAGGAAUUGAAGUUAGCGAAGAACAGCUUGGACGCUGCCUCCAAUGGUUUAUUUUCUGCCUCAAAUGAACUCUCAGUCGCUUCUCUAAAAGCAAAGUCAGCAUCAGGGGACUUACAAGCUACUCUGCUUCAAAUGAGAGAUUGUGCACAUGAAGUUAGCAUCGCACUCUCUGCUUUUUGCCAUGUUGCAAAGGGUCACACAGCUUUGACUUCUGAAUGUGGUUCAAUGCUUGAAGAGGUGCUAGCUAUAAGUGAUGGUCUUCACGAUGUGCAUAGCUUGGGAAAGGAGGCUGUAGCUAUGCAUUCUACCCUUAUGGAAUCAAUAUCAAAGGCAAGUGAGAUAAUCUUUCCCCUUGAAUCAUUAUUGUUCAAGGAUGUAGCUGCAAUGACUGAUGCUAUGGCUAAGGAAAAAGAGAACAAUAUGGAGAUAUCUCCACUCCAUGGACAAGCCAUAUACCAAUCUUAUUAUCCAAGAAUUAAGGAGGCUUUCCAGGGUUUUGAGCCCCUGGUACCAUCUUUAGUGUCGUCUGUGAAGGAACUGUACUCUUCUCUGAAUAAGCUUGCUCACUCUGCAGGUCUCCAUGCUGCUAAACUGCACAAGGCAGUUGAAGGUAUAGAAGGUAGCCUGGAGGCAAGGUCACAGGAACUUAAUUUGUCAGAAACUAAUUUUUCAAGGGAAGACCUCAUUGACAGUUCUCCUGCAUAUGAUGACAUGGAUGCGGAUAAUUUGGAUGAACCUGAUGGAGAGAGAGACGGAACUUUGGUGGGUGUCAACUCUUUGUCUGUGGAAGAUAAAGGAUGGAUCUCUCCUCCAGAUAGUAUCUACAGUAGCAGCUCUGAAGGGGGCAAUGUUUCAGGGGAAGCCAGUCCGUCAAAUAGCUUUGCUCUCCAAGAAGCUGUGGAGCAUCUUUCAAUUAACUCCAUCAAAGAAAAUGGAGAGCACAAGGAUCAACCUCUUCAAUUCUCUGAGACCAGUCAACUGGAUAUCUGGCAUGCUGAAUUCUCAACUGAGAUGGACGCAAAGGAUAAUGGCACUAAUUUUCCAUUAGAUGUACAGUCUAAUGUCCCGAAAGGCGAUGUUUCUUUAAAAGUGUCAAUUGAUUCACUUCCUCUUGUGUUAAAAGAAGAGAACUUGAAUAUGAAUCUUGAUGGUAGAGAUGAAGCAACCUCAAAAAGAGUUGGAGCUCUAGAUGACAGUCAGAAUGAUCGUUUUAAGAAAGGAAGUGUGCGAGCAAUCAGAGGUAAAAAUACUUUUGCUAUGUCAGUCUUGAGGCGUAUUGAAAUGAAAUUAGAUGGACAAGAUAUUUCUGAAAAAAGAGAAUUGAGUAUUGAAGAGCAGGUAGAUUAUCUGCUGAAGCAGGCUACUAGUGCAGAUAAUCUCUGUAACAUGUAUGAAGGCUGGACUGCGUGGAUUUGAAAUGGAAAAAAGAUGCUUUUUUAAUAUUAUAUGGUGUUCAUCCACAUCAAUACCUGUCAUCUGGUUGGCCUUGCAGGCUUUUGACAUGAGCAGCUUAGGGAUAAACCUGCUACUCUGCCUCUAUUUGUGCCCAAAAACAAGAACACAUACUUUUGGGAGAGAUCUAGACCUUGUUUGAGUGGGUAUAAAUGGGGAUAAAGGAGCUUUGAUCCAUUUGUAAAAACAUUGAAAGAGCCAAAAUGCUCCACUUUUGGUGGAAAGACUUUUCGGCUGCUGUUGAGCUCAUAUUCUCCCCAGUCCCCACCACCAGAGUAUAGCCUAAGCUUUUUAUUUGAAAUGAAAGAUGAUAUUCGGUUAUUCUCUGUGGUCGGAGCAUUUACAUUGGAGCAGUUCUUUCACAGUCUUCGAUUGCUUGAAGAUCCAAGUAGAGGGUUCAUUAAUUGCUUCUUGCAAGCCAAUUUUUCUCCUUAUAAUUAGGGGACUAGGGAUAUAGUGUGUUCCGUAGUUGGGAGAUUAUGGAGCAAAAGCUUGUGGGUUUUAUGCGACUUUGGUUGAGUUUGUUGUUCAUAGAAGAUCCCGAACUUAAACCAAAUUUCUGUGACCUCUGUAGAUACCUGUAAAGAAGUACUGUACUGCAUCAUACUGCUCUCGCCCAGCUUCCUUCCGUGGCAGCCCUUUAACCGUCGAAGCUACCCGCCUAUCUGCACUGUUUCAAACGGUGAAAGAAUUCCUUUAAUCACGAGGCUGUCUCUUCCUCGUCUAAUAACUUUGUUCGUAUCUGCAGUUGUAAAAGAUUCGUAUUCUCACUACUUUUUUGAUAGGAUUACUUGUAAAGCUAGACCGCAGUAGGUAAUAUAUGACGCAAAAAUUCUGGCUACCAUUUUUUGGGAUUUUUACCCCAGUCCUCAAAGAAGUUGACUUGGAUAUAAGUCAUUAACUUAUCGAUUGGAUUGAAGACUCAAGUCUUGUUACAUACAAUACAAUUUACUUUACCCCAACAUUUUGAGCCCACUGUUAAGAAAAUUAUAUAGUUGUACCUUUUUUUAAAAGUUUGAAAUUGCUUGCAUGUAAAUGAAUGCGACAAAUUUUGAG